AUGGCGAAAAAGGUGAUUGCUUCCUUCGUGAACCAUGUGUUCACGUUCGGCCCCAUCUAUAGCUUUGGUGUGUUCUUGCCGAUCAUGAAGGCAGACUUGGGCAUUUCUCUCACAGAGGCGUCUGCCAUUAGCAGCACGAUGAACACCGCACAGUUCGUUGGCUCACUACUAGCAGGUCUAGUGAUACCGCAGCGGUUGGGGCAUGCUUCGGUGGCUUUCUUCGGUGCUGUGGCAGUGCUGAUAGGCCUUGCUCUACUGUCCAUGGUUGAGAGUGUCUAUCAUGCUUAUCCUGCGGUGAUUUUGGCAGGCCUGGGGCUCGGUUCCUCCAAUCUGGCGGGGCUGGUGGCCUUGAAUGCGACGGUGCCACCGAGGAAGCGCGCAAUGUUGGUUGGAUUUGCCACCUGUGGCACAAGUGUGGGCACCAUCCUGCUGCCACAGUUCUACACAUUACUUUCAGAAUCUCUUGGUUGGCGAUGGGCAAUGCGUAUCAACGCCAUUACCUCCUUUCUUUUCUUGCUGAUGGCUGCGCCGUUUUUCUUCGUUGCAAAGGCAGCAACACCUGCACGGACACAGGACGUGGCCGUCCCUCAGAAGUGCUGUAGCCCUCUGCGGGACUUGCGAUUCGUUUGCUGGUGGAUCGACAUGUUUGUGUGCUUCUUCGGUUACUUUGCACCACCGACAUUGCUGGCAGACUUCGUUCAAACUGAGCUGCAACUGUCUGCACGGGAGGCGGCCAUGGCCUACACGUUGAUUGGCGUCAGCGCUCUCGCAACGAGACUUUGCCUGGGAUUUGUCACUCAUUUGUGUGGAGGCCCCAGACGUGUUCAUUUUGCUUCACAAGUUCUGGUCGGUGCUAUUGCCUGUUGUUUGCCGUUAUGUUGGAAUGCAGAGUCCUUGCUUGCUUGGAGCGUUCUCUAUGGUUUCAGCAUCGGCCCAGUGAUUGCCCUCGUAAGCGUUGUGCUGAGCGAACUGUUUGGCACGCAGGAGUUGGCUCGCUACCAUGGUAUCUCACGUGUGGGUGUGGGAGCCGGCAACUUGCUUGGGGUGCCGGUCACAGGCUGGCUCGCUGAGACUCAGGGCUACGCCCUUGCACUAGUCUCUGGAGGCUGCCUGGUGAGCUUUAGCAGCAUUUUCCUGAUCGCUCUAGAGGUUCUCCACAGGAAGCGCAAGCAGAAAGCUCAAGCUGGGGCUCAGGUCAACGAAGCAAGCUGCUGA
Durusdinium trenchii is the source of this 1215-nucleotide messenger RNA. Lineage: Eukaryota; Dinophyceae; Suessiales; Symbiodiniaceae. The record is from the annotation of a GenBank genome assembly.